GUCCAGUCAUCAUUGGUCACUUACUGGCUGGAGUACCACUGGUCACACACCGGAGAAACUUGACCAGCUAGUCGUACGGAAUUUGCUCAAACGUUUGGAUGCCAAAUGAAGUUGAUCAUGGUGAACGCAACGCUUGGUCUGUUGCUCUUAGUAACUGUGUUUUAUCUCUGCGAGGCACAAAGCAAUCGCUUCCGUUCUGUUUCGUCUUCACGAAGAUCGCCAAGCAGUCGGUUCACCAGAAGACCAUUCAGUGACAGACGUCAAUCAUCUCGUUUCCAACCUGUCAGGAGUAGGAGCUGGUCCCGAUCAUCUCCUUCACGGAUAGUGCCAAGGCAAAAUUCCUUCCGGCCAAGUAAUCAGUUUCAGCGUCAGCAAAAUGCUCCGGAACAGGGAACACAAAUAAACAGCAUUAACAACCUCAGCAAUGCGAUACUUCUAUCGGCUCUGUUGGGGAUGGAUAUGCCGAGGGAUCAAAGAAUGUCCAAUCAGAGGAUGAUCCUAUCGCACCUUCUCGGGGGUAGCCCAGCCCAGAACCAGUCACCAUUUUCAGGGUUUUCAGACAGAGGGUCAUCGUCAUCAUCAUCUAUAUUGUCUUCUAGUUCCCAUGGCAGCAGGUCGCCUGGGAGUUUUAUCAGCUCGCUUCCGGGGCAUAAUCUUAUUAUGCAGUCGUCAAAUCAGCCUCAGCCACAACCCUUAGUUAUAGAGGCUGGUGGUCAGAUACAGGUACAGGAAAUUAAAAAGCCGGACGGACAAACACAGGUGGUCAUAAACGCCGGUCAAAACAGUCCAUCGAGCAAUCGGGCCACUACCAAUGCGGCCAGCACUGUUUCCUUAUCAACAGUAAACCCGUACAUUUUAUCUGGCGAGGAUCCACCUGAGAAAGAACCAUCGCCAUUACAGGAUGUUCAGGAGUUAGCAAAAUUGCUAAAGGCAAUGGGAAUAAAUACAGCAAAGGCAGCGGCCGCGGUGGGCAGAUAAUCCGGGGGAAAUGUAGGAUACGUAACAGGAAAAUUUCAAAUAUUUAAACAUUAUUCAUGGAGCGUAGUAUCUUGCAGUUCUUAAUUAUCAUAGGCAUAUGAAGAAUGGUUCUGCCAUAUUUUUUUCCACGAUUAUUAGUUUUUUUUGGCAGAAAUGAGUGGUAACAGUAAUUCUCCUUAUUUUCAAUUGUUUAAAAAAAUGGGACUAGAAACGUGAUAUUCUAUGAGAUGUUAAUUCUGCUCUGCACAAAGGUGCGGUUCGAAGCAUUUUGCUAUGUUUGACCUUAUCUUCUGUGCUCUUUGCAACUGUCCUGUCUGUAUAAGUGUACAUGACCAUUAAUUAGACUCCUGUUAACCUAUAUAUACUUGUGACAUGUAAUAUUUCAUAUUUUCUGACUGUUCAACUUUAUGUAGUUGAAGGCAAGUACAUAUGAAUAAGUGAUAUAUUUGACGGUGUGAGUAUAGAGGUUGCUGUUAACAGAAGUGAAUUUGGUUGGGAUGGACUAGGAGGCGCAGUGUGAGAGGGGGAGGGAAAAAGAUGGAGCGUGGCUAUGCAAUGUGUAUGGUAACGAAGAGGUAGCGCCGUUGAGCGAGGAGGGAAGGAUGUGGGCAUUGCUCUGAAGUGUUUUGAGCAGGAGCACCGUGUGAGUGGAGAAGGAGAUAAUCUGAUGCUUGGUUGUGAAGAGUGUAUAUAGGGAAGGAGCGACGUGUGAGUGGGAGUAGCAUAAUGCUAGGCGUGGCUGUGAAGUGUGUGUAUCCAAAGAAAGUGUCGUGUGAGCGCGGGAGUGAAAGACGUGAGCCUUGAGAUUGGGGUUGUAGGGAAAACGUAAGCCGGGUUGUAAAAUGUGUGAGUAGGGAGGGACGGAUUGGGGUUGUAGGGAAAGCGUAGGCCGGGUUGUAAAAUGUGUGAGUAGGGAGGGACGGAUUGGGAUUGUAGGGAAAGCGUAGGCCGGGUUGUAAAAUGUGUGAGUAGGGAGGGACUGAUUGGGGCUGGACUGUGAAAUAUAUAUGGUGAUGAAGAGGGACGCCUUGUGAGCGCGAAAGGGAGGCUAGCGUUGGGGUUAGACAGAUAAGUAUCUGGGAAAGUGGAGGCAGGAGUUUAUUGGUGUAAUCAAAAGCAUUGGUGUACGGGCGAUUACUGGAAAGUAAUGGAAAUACAUUACAAUGGUAUUAUGGAAGCUGGGAGUAGUGUAUGGUGGGAGAGGGAUGGAGGGACGUAACGAUAACGAAUAGAACGCUUUAUGAGUGUAAAAGUAUAAUAUAAGAUAUAUUGAACCAAGGUCAAAUAACGUUAUUUCGAAUAUAUUUAAGACACGUAAUACUAUUUAUUGCCUGCUUACAAUUUGCUUAUAUCAAAUAUUCCAUUGUCUACAAUGUUUACAUAUCAAUAUUAUCAUUGAGUACAAUGGGAUAUAUUGUUUUCAAUGUAAUCUUAAUACAAUGUGAUUUUGUUCAGUUUUUCAUUAUCAAAUACAUCAUUUUGUUAAAUGUUUUAGAAUCGUUUCAUUUUUUGUGCUAUUUACAAUAUAUUUUAUAUAUUGUUGCAUACGUGUAUCGAAUGUUGUGUAAUUUUAUCGAAUGUUAUAGAAUGUCUGUAUUGAACAUUCAUUGUUUAUAAUUUUCGAAUAUCUAUUAAAACACUUAAUUGUUGAUUAGUUGUUUAUUUUUGCUUGGAUAAAACAAUUAACUUGGAGGUGCUACAUCUCCGUCAAGGAAUAUUUUAAUCAAUUGAGAAAAUUUACCACGCGCCAAAAUUGUGAUCUUCUCUUCUUUGUUUUUAUAAAUUGAAAGUAAAUUAAUUAUUGCACCCUGAAUAAAUUCUAUUGUACCUCAUUCCUUUUUUGAUAUAUCUAUCCAAUCAUCACUACUUGAUUAGAUACUUUACUUUACCGUAGGUGUUCUUUGGAUAUUGAAAGAAAUCAUUUUGAGAAGCAAUUAUUAAUUGUUUUAUCUGUUGAUGUGAAUAAGAUGAAAUGUUUGCCAUUAUUUUUUUUGGUGACAAGCAUCCCUUUGCUGUCGGCGAUAUGCCACCAUAAGGUAACACUUUUCAGUGUUAUGUUGCACUUAAUUCUGGAAAAGGGUUACAGAAAUAAAUACACCUAAUGUUUGCUGAUGACAGAAGCGACAGAAACGUAUUUAUAACUUGUCGCUUAUGAAAAUAAAAAUGAUAUCCGAAGUCGAG
Molecule: messenger RNA, 3159 nt
Organism: Pecten maximus
Lineage: Eukaryota; Metazoa; Mollusca; Bivalvia; Pectinida; Pectinidae
Exons: 2
Coding region: 106-978 (290 amino acids)
Source: RefSeq, a predicted model, not a curated record